This is a messenger RNA of Rhodamnia argentea, 2110 nucleotides long. Its product is annotated as cysteine--tRNA ligase 2, cytoplasmic. Gene Ontology annotation, molecular function: cysteine-tRNA ligase activity; ATP binding. The transcript has 10 exons. Gene Ontology annotation, biological process: cysteinyl-tRNA aminoacylation. NCBI's taxonomy places the organism in Eukaryota, Viridiplantae, Streptophyta, Magnoliopsida, Myrtales, Myrtaceae. Gene Ontology annotation, cellular component: cytoplasm. The record is from RefSeq and is a predicted model, not a curated record. Bases 63 to 1817 code for a protein of 584 amino acids.
UUACUGACUCAAUUACGAAGUUGAAUCUCAGGCCAUCGCAAGAUCGCCACCGUUAAUACAAGAUGCUCAAAUGGACCCGCGCGCACAGGAUCGCUGCUAAAUUCAUUCGUUACGCGAGCGAGCAGCCUCUCCGACUAAUUAGCAAAACCCUACCUUCGCUAGAAGUCGGCAGCUGCUGGACUUGUUAUCCUGUUACGAUUGAAGCUCUCUGGUCAGCGAGCGAUCGGAAAUCAGAGAGAGAUUCGAGGAGGUGCUUGGCGAUGGCCAACAAGAAGGAGCUGAGGGUGUACAAUUCAAUGACGCAACAGAAGGAGGUGUUCAGGCCGGCGGGGGAAGGCAAGGUGGGCAUGUACGUGUGCGGCGUCACCGCCUACGAUUUCAGCCACCUCGGCCACGGCCGCGCCGCUGUCGCAUUUGACGUCCUCUACAGAUACCUCCUCCACUUGGGCUAUGAAGUUAUCUAUGUUCGCAAUUUUACAGAUGUUGAUGACAAGAUUAUUCGUCGGGCAAAUGAGACCGGGGAGAACCCCUUGGAUUUAAGUAACCGCUUUUGCCAAGAGUAUUUAACUGACAUGGCCGAUCUGCAGUGCCUCCCCCCAACCCACCAGCCACGCGUUUCUGAUCACAUGGAACAGAUUAAGGACAUGAUAACCCAGAUCAUUGACAAUGAUUGUGGUUAUGUGGUGGAUGGAGAUGUGUUCUUUGCUGUGGAUAAGAUCUCAAAUUAUGGCUGCUUAUCGGGGCAGAAGCUAGAAAAUCAAAGAGCAGGUGAACGUGUUGCAGUGGACUCUAGAAAGCGCAAUCCUGCUGAUUUCGCAUUAUGGAAGGCUGCAAAGCCUGGGGAGCCAAGUUGGGAGAGCUCGUGGGGUCUUGGCAGACCAGGGUGGCAUAUAGAGUGCAGUGCAAUGAGUGCUCAUUAUCUGUCUUUCAAAUUUGAUAUCCAUGGUGGUGGAAUUGACUUGAUCUUUCCCCAUCACGAGAAUGAAAUAGCCCAGAGUCGUGCUGCAUGCCAAGAGAGCUGUGUGAGUCAUUGGAUGCAUAAUGGGCAUGUGACCAACAACAAUGAGAAAAUGUCAAAAUCACUGGGUAACUUUUUCACGAUCCGUCAGAUUACAGAGCGAUACCAUCCACUGGCUUUGAGACACUUCUUGAUAAGUGCACACUAUAGAUCUCCUCUCAACUAUUCAGUCUUACAGUUGGAGAGUGCAUCAGAGGCUGUCUAUUAUAUAUAUCAGACAUUACAAGACUGUGAAGAUACUCUAUCGUCAUUCAGAGAGGCAACUCCCAGCGAGGGUACAGAACCAAAAGGCAAAACAGUCCGGGUUCUUCCUGAUGCUGAUAAAUGCAUCAAAGGCUUGCGGAAGGAUUUUCAUGACAAAAUGGUCGAUGACUUGAACACUUCACAUGUGCUGACAGGUGCAUUUCAGGAUGCCUUGAAGUUCAUAAACAAUCACACGAAUGCUCUUAAGAAGAAGCAACAGAAGCAACGACAAUCAGCAAUAAUUCAAUCCCUUAGUGAGAUAGAGAAAGAAGUAAAGGAUGUUUUAGAUAUUCUGGGUUUGCUGCCCCCUCUCACUUCUUCUGAGAUUCUGCAGCAGUUGAAAGGCAAGGCAUUGAUCAGGGCUGAUUUGACAGAAGAGCAAUUAUCGUGUCUGAUCGAGGAAAGAAGUUCGGCCAGACGAGAGAAGGAUUUUGCAAAAACUGAUCGAAUCAGGGCCGACUUAACUGCAAAGGGGAUUGCGCUCAUGGAUGUCGGAACGGAAACUAUUUGGAGACCGUGCGUUCCUGUUGAGCAGGAGGAGAAAUUGCCCAGCUGAUGAAAAAAAGCAGCAAAUACCUUUUUUUUAUGAAAAUUUUGCCCAGACAUUGACUAGUGCUCCAAAAUUCUUUUUAUCUUCCAUAAUGGAAGACCCAAAAAUCAAGCUGACAGAUGUAACAUAUGGGGUAUACUACUCCGUUUCAGCCCCAUUAGAGGCAUAACCUGUCAAUGAAUAGGAUUUUUUUGUUUUUUUUUUGUUUUGACAUACGUGGCCUGCAUUAAUGCCAACCUAAGCUUCAGGUUCAUCGUAUGGAACCUCGUCGAUGAUGACUUGUUAUUGAUUGUCCUUCA